GGCGAGAGCAGCCUGGACCUCUUCAAGGAGCAGUGGAGAGUCAGUUGGCUGGACGAGAGGGGCAGCUUUGUUGCCUGGAGCCGCAAGUUUUGCCUCGCAUUCUCGGAGCAGUUGGAGCUGCGCUGCUUUCCGCUGGAUCGGCAGCUCUGCAGGAUCAAGAUCACAGCAGAAAAGACGGUGGAAGAGUUCCAAUUUGUGAUGAAGACCAAGAACCUGAGGAAGAUUAGCGAGGUUGUUGAGACCUUUGAAGUGGACAAGGCUAUGCAGGAGAAGUGCACUGCGUACGUUCGGUACGCGGAUUACUUCUUGCCCUUUGAAAACAACAGGUCCAACAUCAGUGUGCUGUGCCACCUGGAGCGCAGAGGCGGCUACUUCUUUAACAACAUCCUGCUCAUGGUGUUCCUUGUGAACGUGAUGGCCCUUUGCACCUUCGCGAUCCCCGUGAAGGACGUGUCUGGACGCCUGGGGUUGCUGAGUGGCUGCUUCCUGGCAGUGCUGGCCUAUCGCUACAUCGUCAACGAGAUCCUGCCCAGGAAGUCCUACCUGACGGCUGCCGACAUGUACAUCAGCUUCGCAUGCCUCUUUCAAAUCGGGAUCUGCGCUCAGACGGUGGUCUUCGGCAUUCUAAGGAACCGUGAGGACGGGCACAAAAAUGCGGACGAGCUGAACAAGAGGGAUAACAUCCUGGGAUCCUUGAUGGCAUUGGCCUGGCUUGCCAUCAAUAUCUUCCUGUGGUGCCUUUGGAGACUGGAUAUGCGCCAGAGUUGGUCCUCGGUGUACGAAGACAACAAGGAGCCCUACGCACCAGUGCGAGAAUGCACAAGGUGCGAAGAACGAUGGCUGAGCUUGAUGUGCACACACGGCGACAAAGACAGUGCAUGCAAGGACUGCGGGGCUCCGGUGAAGCGGCACUACCUGACACCCCAGGACGUGGCACCCCUGGUGGAGGAGCAGGAGCUGCUGAAAGGCCCCAAAGAGCCACCAUCCACUCCAGGCCGCAGCCUUUCGGCGCGAUGAGAGAUGAGAGUGAUGGCGCCCAGGCGCCCGCGCGCCCUGUGUUUCUUUUUGCCGAGGCAGAACUUUCAGGCAACCCUUAGUUGGUGGUUUGGAC
Molecule: messenger RNA, 1111 nt
Organism: Effrenium voratum
Lineage: Eukaryota; Dinophyceae; Suessiales; Symbiodiniaceae
Source: the annotation of a GenBank genome assembly